CAUAUGUUUUCUCUUUAAUAGUUUGCUACCUUGUGUUUAUUUCUGAAUCAUUCCAAGGAAUUGAAAUUUCUGAAUUUUAUAAAUUAAAGAAUUAUAUCUUUCUACAAAAAAAAUGGGUGAAACAACAGGUCUGACUAAUUCUGAAGCUGAGGAAUUAUGCAAAAAAUCCCCCGAUUCCUCUACGAAGGACUUUAUUUUUCAACAAACAAUGUAUCGCAUUAAAGAUCCUCGAAAAUCAUUACCUUUCUAUACCGGGGUUUUGGGUAUGACCUUAUUGCAGAAAUUAGAUUUUACCGAAGCAAAAUUUUCUUUAUACUUUAUGGGUUAUGAGAACUCCUCUGACGUGCCAAAUGAUUCCAGCGAGCGGACAAAAUGGGCUAUGAGCCGCAAAGCCACCAUUGAAUUAACGCACAACUGGGGCACUGAAAGCGAUCCCAGUCAAAAAUAUCACACCGGUAAUACGGAUCCUCGAGGUUUUGGGCAUAUUGGUAUUAUGGUGCCAGAUGUUUAUGCAGCUUGCAAAAGGUUUGAAAAUUUAGGUGUCGACUUUGUCAAAAAGCCUGACGAUGGUCGCAUGAAGGGCUUGGCAUUUAUCAAAGAUCCU
Glossina fuscipes is the source of this 604-nucleotide messenger RNA. RefSeq names its product lactoylglutathione lyase (gene Glo1). Gene Ontology annotation, molecular function: metal ion binding; lactoylglutathione lyase activity. The record is from RefSeq and is a predicted model, not a curated record. The transcript is spliced from 4 exons. NCBI's taxonomy places the organism in Eukaryota, Metazoa, Arthropoda, Insecta, Diptera, Glossinidae. The annotation marks the transcript as partial.